AUCUGAUCCCAGAAGUCCAAGAGCCAACCAGAAUAAACACCAAAGUUAGCUCGUCGGCUAGAGAUGGCGUCGGUAACGCCAACAGAACCGGGGGUGUGCCCAGGCUCAGGGCAGGCAGAGAACGUAGUGCCCGCCUGUAUGUUUGCACCGGACCGGGGAUGUUCCGCAGCCGACGGAGAAGUGGAAGACUGCGGGGGUGCAAAUGGAGAGGCCCUGGAUCAUAUAGACCUGAGCAGCAAGCUGGUUCUUGUGAGCCCAACAGCAGAACAGUAUGAUUCGUUACUACGACAUCUGAAGGAGCGGCUAGAAGAAGGCUGCGGAGAGACAAUCUAUGUUGUAGGGAUGGGAUCAGAUGGAGGAGAUUAUGGUCUGAAUGAGAAUGACAUGGAAGCAUCAGUCGCCACGGUGUGGUCGCUGUGUGGACAGAUCGAAGCUGACGUAAUCCUGCUGAGAGAAAGAACCGACACUGGUGGGAAGAUUCAAGACUACCUCAUCCGUCGGCAUGUGGGGGAGCAGGACUUCCUGGAAGUCAGAGUGGCGGUGGUUGGGAAUGUGGACGCUGGAAAGAGCACCCUGCUUGGCGUUUUGACCCAUGGUGAGUUGGAUAACGGCAGAGGCUUUGCUCGCCAGAAGCUCUUCAGACACAAACACGAAAUGGAAAGUGGCAGGACCAGCAGUGUGGGUAACGACAUCCUGGGCUUUGACCAGGAUGGACAGGUGGUUAACAAGCCAGACAGCCAUGGUGGAGGCCUGGACUGGACCAAGAUCUGUGAGAAAUCGUCAAAAGUGAUCACGUUUAUUGAUCUGGCCGGUCAUGAAAAGUAUCUAAAGACUACCGUCUUUGGCAUGACGGGACACCUGCCUGAUUUCUGCAUGCUAAUGGUUGGCAGUAACGCUGGGAUAGUUGGCAUGACUAAAGAGCAUCUUGGUCUGGCUCUAGCCCUAAAUGUACCAGUAUUUGUUGUGGUUACUAAGAUAGAUAUGUGUCCAGCUAACAUCUUACAAGAGACAUUAAAAUUAUUACAGCGGUUGUUAAAGUCACCCGGCUGCAGAAAAAUCCCAGUUCUGGUCCAGAAUAAGGACGAUGUUGUCGUCACAGCCUCCAACUUCAGCUCUGAGAGGAUGUGUCCAAUUUUCCAGAUCUCCAAUGUAACGGGGGAGAACAUGGACCUGCUGAAGAUGUUCUUGAAUCUUCUCUCUCCAAGGACCACGUAUAACGAUGACGAACCUGCAGAGUUUCAAAUAGACGACACGUACUCUGUACCUGGUGUUGGCACAGUAGUUUCAGGUACUACGUUACGUGGAUUGAUACAACUUAACGACACGCUGCUUUUAGGCCCAGACCCACUUGGCAUCUUCAUCCCCAUCACCGUGAAGUCCAUCCACCGCAAGAGGAUGCCCGUCAAAGAGGUUCAUGGAGGACAGACGGCAUCGUUUGCACUAAAAAAGAUCAAACGAGCAUCUAUAAGGAAAGGAAUGGUGAUGAUUUCCCCGAAGUUACAGCCUCAGGCCACCUGGGAAUUUGAGGCGGAGAUCUUAGUGCUGCACCAUCCAACCACGAUAUCACCACGGUACCAGGCUAUGGUGCACUGUGGCAGCAUCAGGCAAACUGCCACCAUCUUGUCUAUGAACAAAGACUGUCUGAGGACAGGGGACAAGGCUACAGUCCACUUUCGCUUCAUCAAGACACCAGAGUACCUGCACUGUGAUCAGAAGCUUGUGUUCAGGGAGGGGCGUACCAAAGCUGUAGGCACCAUCACUAAGCUUCUCCAGUCAGUGAACGCCCAGCAGUCCAAGUCUCAGGCUCACAAAAAGACUUUCGGCGAGGACUCUGGAUCAGCAGCACGGCCGCAAAGCCCAACCACCGUGCACUCAUCGACAGUGGCAGAGGAGGAGGCGCUAUGUAAAGAUGACAACAAAGAGAACCAGCUGAAAUCCGGAGGCGGAGGACGCCGACGAGGAGGACAGAGACAUCGAGGGAAAGGUCUAAAUGUUGGAGCAGUGUCUCCAGCUGUGUCUACAGGAGCAACGGGCACAGCUUAAAAGCAACGUUUCCUCAACCAGUUAUCAUCAUCAUCAUAAUCAUCAUCAUCAUUAUCGAAACAGAAAAAACACGACUGACCGUCUUGUUCUCGAUCCACAGCCUUUCCUCACUUCAUGUAAUCACUUUUUGAAACAAGCGACUCAUGUUCCACAUAAAGUCAGUUGAAAAGGUUAUUUGUGGUUUUUUUUUAUUUUCUGUAAACUGUUAAAGUUGGUAUUGAGUUAAGAAUUGAGUUAAGUUUGAAUAUAAUACCAAUCUUUUCAGUGUGUUUACCUGUUUGUCGUCCAUCAGAUCUUCCUGCUCAGC
This is a messenger RNA of Nematolebias whitei (Rio pearlfish), 2350 nucleotides long. It is a transcript of the gene gtpbp1l, whose product is annotated as GTP binding protein 1, like. The record is from RefSeq and is a predicted model, not a curated record. The transcript has 15 exons. Lineage: Eukaryota; Metazoa; Chordata; Actinopteri; Cyprinodontiformes; Rivulidae. Gene Ontology annotation, biological process: translational elongation. Bases 64 to 2043 code for a protein of 659 amino acids. Gene Ontology annotation, molecular function: GTPase activity; translation elongation factor activity; GTP binding.